Molecule: messenger RNA, 1012 nt
Organism: Brachypodium distachyon (stiff brome)
Lineage: Eukaryota; Viridiplantae; Streptophyta; Magnoliopsida; Poales; Poaceae
Product: protein-lysine methyltransferase METTL21D
Exons: 2
Coding region: 19-858 (279 amino acids)
Source: RefSeq, a predicted model, not a curated record
CAGGAAGGAAGCAAGGAGAUGGAUCCAGCAGCAGCAGAGGAGACGACGACGGUGCUGGGCGCGUACGCCGGCCCAGCCCGGCCGGUCGAGACCGCGUCGGGGGAGACGAUGCUCCUGUGGUCGCUGGGCCAGCCGGCGUCUCACCGGCCCAACGCCUUCGUCCGCCACGGCGCGGCCGCCUUCGCCCUCGACGCCUGCGGCCGCCGCGUGACGCUCCUCCAGUCGCCGUCCUCCUUCAUGGCCGCGUCGGGCGUCACGGGCGCCGUCGUCUGGGACAGCGCCGUCGUGCUCGCCAAGUUCCUCGAGCACGCCGCCGCCGACACCGGGGCCCUCAAGGGGCUCCGCGGCGGCCGCGCCCUGGAGCUCGGCGCCGGCUGCGGCCUCGUCGGGAUCGUGGCGGCGCUGCUCGGCGCGCGCGUCGUCGCCACCGACCUCCAUGACCGGCUCAGGCUGCUCGCCAAGAACAUCGAGCAGAACCUCGAUUCGUCGAGCUGCUGGGGCGGCGGCUCUGCGCAGGCCGCCGAGCUCGUGUGGGGCGACGAGGAUCCUGUCUUGGACGACGACGGCAGCCAUGAUUUCGACUUCAUCCUGGGCUCCGACGUGGUCUACAGCGAGGAGGCGGUGGACCCGCUCGUGGCCACGCUCAACGGCCUCGCCGGCGACCGCACCACCAUACUGCUCGCCGGAGAACUCCGCAACGACGUGGUGCUGGAGUGCUUCUUGGAGGCGGCCAUGGAGGACUUCGACAUUGGCAGCAUCCAGCAAGAGCAGUGGCACCCUGAUUUCCGCACCAAUCGCGUCGCCAUUUUCAUCCUCGUCAAGAAACCCAAACCACAACCACAAGAAGAAUCCAUCUAAUUAACUACUCCGUCCCAUCCAUCAUUGUAAUGCCACUGUACUUGAUGAUUCGUGUCUGUCCACAAGCUUAAUUGGCACGACUGAGAAAUGCCAUGUCAUGCCAUGGCUUUGCGUAAUUCGAUCACUAAAGAUGUAGAAAUUGAGAUUUCUGCUC